Molecule: messenger RNA, 1466 nt
Organism: Mustela erminea (ermine)
Lineage: Eukaryota; Metazoa; Chordata; Mammalia; Carnivora; Mustelidae
Exons: 12
Coding region: 1-1374 (457 amino acids)
Biological process (GO): regulation of gene expression
Cellular component (GO): nucleus
Source: RefSeq, a predicted model, not a curated record
AUGGCAUGUCUCUUCAUUGUGACGUCCCCGGCUGCCCGGAAAGCCCGGAGCUCCGACCACCCUGCGCGGCUGGGACUCUGGCCCCGCGCGCCCGCCCAGGCCCCCGGCGGCGCUACGCGGUUCCCAGAGGACAGAGCCCACGCUCCGGGGACUCGAAGCGGCGGGGCGGAGCGGAGGGGCGCCGGGCGGGCGCACCGGGGGCACUGGACCGGAGCUGCGGGCGCGGGGCGGCGGCCCGGGCGGGCGGGCGACAUGCAGCAGGACAGCGGCCAGGCUGCGGCUCCUGCAAAACCCCUUCUCCCACCUCCAGAUGAGACAGGUGGCCUGCCCCCAGGAUGUUCUGUGAUCCGCACCCACUGCUGGGAUCCCUCGUCUCUGCCCAUGCAGUGCGUUGUGCUGGCCAACCGGGGUAACCCAAAGGAACAGGACACAGCGGAGCCAAAGAAAAGGAAAGGGGGCUGGCCCAAAGGCAAGAAAAGGAAACCCGCAAGGGAUAUUUCUGUUCCCCGUGCUCCUGUGACAGGGUACGUGAUCUUCCUAAAUGAGCAGAGGAGUCAGCUAAGGGCCAAGCAUCCAGAUCUGCCUUUUACAGAAAUCACAAAGAUGUUGGCGGCUCAGUGGGCUCAGCUGUCUCAAGAGAAAAAGCAAAGGUAUGUUUAUGAGGCAGAUGAAGACAAGCAACGCUACAUACGUGAGCUGCAGGCCUACCAGAGCUCCCAGGCGUGCAGAGCCUUCCUGCGGAGGCAAGCGGCCCAAGAGGCGCAGGCACUGUUGGAACCAGGCACACCAGGAAACAGAUUGGAGAGGGAGGACCUUCCAUUCUCACCACUUAAUGGGGAUGAAAGCAAUGACCUGUACUGUAGGACCUGCAGGCAGUUCUUCAGCUCCCUGCAUAACAAGAAGGAACACCUGCUGGGAAAACAGCACCUGCAGAACCUCGCAGGGAAAUUCGAAAAAGAUUCCACAGAGUACUUAAAGCACAUGGAACUGCCAGAGCAAAAAGAAGGUCAGAAUUUGCACAAAGGGGACUUGGAGGAGGAAGCCGUGUGCCCUGAUCCACUUCUGCUGGGAGGCCUGAUUCCAGGGAAGCUUUUUGCCUCAUUUGACUUGUGUUUCUUGCAAGAGUUUAUCUUUAAACUUCUGAAAAUCAAGGAAUUUGAGCUCAGAGAGCUGAGGAGGACUCUGGAAAGAGCCCGAGUAGAGCAGGACGCCCUGCAGAGACAGCUGGCUGAGUUCCAGAGCCAGCAGCAGAGGCUGGAGGUGGAGCUGGCAGGCCUGAAGACCUACGGGGUCAUCCUGGAGAAGGAGUUUGAGAACCUGAACACGGUGCUGAUGCUGUCCCACUGUGGCCUGCAAGUGAUGGACACGGCUUGAAGCAGUGCCUCACCCCUGCACCAGCAGCCUGGACCUCUCCCAGCAGCUCCGAGGCCAGCUUCCACAGAGGCACCUCUCUCUAUGGAGGAAGG